Molecule: messenger RNA, 540 nt
Organism: Dictyostelium discoideum AX4
Lineage: Eukaryota; Evosea; Eumycetozoa; Dictyosteliales; Dictyosteliaceae
Gene: dut
Product: dUTP diphosphatase
Exons: 2
Coding region: 1-540 (179 amino acids)
Biological process (GO): dUMP biosynthetic process; dUTP catabolic process
Cellular component (GO): cytoplasm; mitochondrion
Molecular function (GO): dUTP diphosphatase activity; magnesium ion binding
Source: RefSeq, a predicted model, not a curated record
AUGCCAAUCGAACAAAAAUAUUUUUCAUUAUUUUCAAAUUUAUUUAAAAGAUUAACAACUAAUAAUAAUAAUAAUAAUUAUUUAAAAAUGGCUCCACCAAAUUUCGAAACUUUCAAAGUUAAAAAAUUAUCAGAUAAAGCAAUCAUUCCACAACGUGGUUCAAAAGGUGCUGCUGGUUAUGACUUAUCAUCAGCCCAUGAAUUAGUUGUUCCAGCUCAUGGAAAAGCAUUAGCAAUGACAGAUCUUCAAAUUGCAAUUCCAGAUGGUACCUAUGGUAGAAUUGCACCAAGAUCAGGUUUAGCAUGGAAAAAUUUCAUCGAUUGUGGUGCUGGUGUUAUUGAUUCAGAUUAUAGAGGUAAUGUUGGUGUAGUUUUAUUCAAUCAUUCAGAUGUUGACUUUAAAGUUGCAGUUGGGGAUAGAGUAGCCCAAUUAAUCUUUGAAAGAAUCGUUACACCAGAACCAUUAGAGGUUGAUGAAAUUGAUGAAACUCAAAGAGGUGCCGGUGGUUUUGGUUCAACUGGUGUUAAAGUUCAAAAUUAA